Messenger RNA from Daldinia vernicosa, 636 nucleotides. RefSeq lists its product as uncharacterized. The record is from RefSeq and is a predicted model, not a curated record. The coding region runs from base 172 to 570 and encodes 132 amino acids. Lineage: Eukaryota; Fungi; Ascomycota; Sordariomycetes; Xylariales; Hypoxylaceae. The transcript has 2 exons.
ACGAUUCUCCUUUGUUCGAUAGUACCUAAUAUUCGGUGAUCGAGAGGGAUGCUUCCGACGCUCAUGACAGGAAGCAGUCUGGAGUUGUGAAUGGGAUUGGAGGAAGUGUUUAGACAGGGAUUGUUAACGGCACGGUGUUCUGCAUUGCACUAUGGAGUAUAACGACCACGCAUGCGGGAUCUAAUUUUGAUUCUUGUAAUUUCUUGUCUCGGUAUUUCGGGCAACCAACCAAAUAUAACCACGGAGGAUUACAAUUGUGUGAGGUCUCCUGGCGCUUGGAAUGGUCAGGGAGGUUUUUUGGAUCUUGAGGGGAUAUUUCCUGGCGGAUACUUGGAUGGAAAAAUCACUUCGUUUCGGAGCCUUUGGACAAAAUCAAACCAUUUCAAUCUUCACCACCUUUUACCCGUCUUCACCCAGGAAAUUUCAAUUCUCGUGCUCUUGCUAAUUUUCGGCAAGGGUUGCAACAUAUCUGUUGUCUUUUGGCUGGAUGUUUUAUUGGUCUCCGGACAAAUUCUCCUGUGCUUACGGAGUCCUUGUACAAUAGUUCAAUGGCAACGUAAACAUGGCUAGGAGGCCAAGUUUUGGUCCGGCAUCUUAAUAUUCUCUCCUUGUUCCUAUGAUGUGUGACUGAGUCCU